This is a messenger RNA of Parasteatoda tepidariorum (common house spider), 1869 nucleotides long. RefSeq lists its product as uncharacterized. The record is from RefSeq and is a predicted model, not a curated record. Lineage: Eukaryota; Metazoa; Arthropoda; Arachnida; Araneae; Theridiidae. Gene Ontology annotation, molecular function: nucleic acid binding. Gene Ontology annotation, biological process: DNA integration.
AUGUUUUGCAGUCGUAAUAGACUUUCUCCUUUGAAGAGAAUAACACUCCCCCGCUUGGAGCUGUUAGCCGCAUUAUUGGGUGCUCGAUUACUCCAUUAUUUCUGUACAGAAACUAAACUGGAUAAGAACACAGCGACACUUUGGAGUGACUCAGCAGUUGCCUUAAAUUGGAUACAAGGUGAACCAAAUCGGUGGAAAACUUUUGUCUGUAACCGAACGAACGAAAUUCUCAAUUACACAAAUCCAACACAAUGGCGGCAUUGUCCCGGCAAUGAAAAUCCUGCCGACCUUUUAUCUUGUGGUGCUGCACCAACAGAGCUUAAAUCAUUGGAUCUUUGGUGGCUAGGACCUACCUGGCUAACCCAGUCAUCAAAGUUUUGGCCUUCAAAACAACUGAGUGACGUUAAUCCAGAUAUUUAUGCUGAACUACGUAAACCAGCUUCUCAAUCUUUAUUGAUAACUUCUUACCAACCUCUUAUUGAUAUAUCGCGCUUCAGUUCAUAUAUGAAACUUCUUAGAGUUACAGCAUGGAUAUUUCGCUUCUUGUAUAACUGUCGAUCCAAGCAGCGCAUUUCUAUUGAUCUCACAUGUGAUGAGCUUAACACAGCAAAAAACUAUUGGAUUCUUACAGUGCCAAAGCAAUGCUUUUCGGCAGAGCUUAACGCUUUACAAAAUAAAUCCCUUUUGCCAAAAUCUUCAAAAAUUAGCCGUUUUAACCCAUUUCUUCAAAAAAAUCUCAUACGAUUAGGAGGUAGAUUACAGUUUGCAUCGCUCAAAAAUGAGCAAAAACACCCUUUGCUUCUUGAUGGUUCUCAUCCUUUUGUACAUCUCUUCAUAUACUACACACAUGUGAAGCUUCAUCACUUAGGUGUUCAAAUUGCAUCUAGAAGUCAACAAAUCGAAGCUCCUUUACCAAGAGACAGAAUUACACCUUGUCUUCCAUUUGCUACUAUUGGCAUAGACUUCGCCGGCUCACUUUAUGUCCGUAACUUGAAACCUUUAAAUACAGCCUAUAUCGCACUUUUCACUUGCUCAACUACUCGUGCCGUACAUAUCGAACUAGUCUCUGACCUCACUACUGACAAAUUUCUCAUGGCCUUAAAAAGAUUUGUAGGCAGAAGAGGAAUCCCUCAUACAAUAUACACUGACAACGCCACUACCUUCCAUGCCGCUAAUAAAGAGCUAUCCAUUUUAUGGGACAACUUGACAUCGUCAAAAGUUCAGCAAUAUUAUGCCCAGACGGGAAUUAAGUGGAAAUUUAUUGUUGCACGAGCGGCUUGGUGGGGAGGAUGGUGGGAACGUUUGAUCGGACUAACAAAAAGAUGUUUGCGAAAAUCCCUUGGUCGAACCUUGUUAGAUGAAGAAGGUCUUUCUACAGCAUUAUUUGGUGUUGAAGUCAAAUUAAAUAGUCGACCGUUAGUUUAUGAACAAGGAAAUGAUGAUCCUGAAGAAACAUUAACACCAUCCCAUUUUCUUACCGGUAAAAGACAUACAAACAUACCUCCACAGCCUGCAACAUCUAGUAGAAAUCUGACAAAAUUGUACAAGCAACAACAGGAUUUAUUCGACGCAUUUUGGAAGGAAUGGUCUAAGGACUAUUUAUUGCAAUUAAGAUCUUUCCACCAAGUACGCAACAUUCAAAAAUCAUUUCAUGCUCGUGUUGGAGACAUAGUACUACUUCACGAAGAUGUAAGACCACGACAUACGUGGAAAAGAGGAUUGGUAACCGGGCUAAUUAAAGGACGCGAUGGAAAAGUCCGCACUUGUACUUUAUGUUCCGAAGGUAAGGAAAUCUCCCGACCUGUUCAACUGAUCAUUCCUCUUGAGGUUGAUCAUUGUGGGGAGGAUGUUCCAGACGCAAGUGCGUGA